Molecule: messenger RNA, 7677 nt
Organism: Nilaparvata lugens (brown planthopper)
Lineage: Eukaryota; Metazoa; Arthropoda; Insecta; Hemiptera; Delphacidae
Product: WD repeat-containing protein 91
Exons: 13
Coding region: 290-2353 (687 amino acids)
Biological process (GO): early endosome to late endosome transport
Cellular component (GO): extrinsic component of endosome membrane; early endosome membrane; late endosome membrane
Molecular function (GO): phosphatidylinositol 3-kinase regulator activity; protein binding
Source: RefSeq, a predicted model, not a curated record
CUGUGGUGAGCCAUCCCGGAGUCCCGGAACGAAAGUUGGAAGUUACUUUUCUGUACAGUUCUUGGCUUGUUUGUUAGGAAGGAAUAGAAGUGGAUUAUAAUAAUUUAUCGCGUAAUUUCCAUGUUAAUUAGUUAAAAAAUCUAUAGCAGCCUGAGCCUAUACAAUUUCCAAUUUAGAAUUGUUGUUUCUGAAAGUGUAACUUGGAAAUAGAAUCAAAUUAUAAACUAUAUUGUUGGUUAUGUUGAGCACCUCUGUGUAGCCUACUUAUCAAAAACGUUUUCGAACAAAAAUGUCUCAAAUUCAAUACGCAGAUGAACUUAUUAGAGAAUAUUUUAUUUUUAGAGGAUUCAGCAACACCUUGAAGACAUUUGAUUCAGAACUGAAAUUAGACAAAGACAAAUCUUUUCGUGUGGAUAAGAUAGUAGACCAGUUGAUGCAGUUUAUACUCUCGUAUGAUCUUGUAUCAUUAAGAGAGCUAUGGAGCCACCUUGACAGCAAAGUUUUUUCCAAGUUGGAACAUGAGUUUUCAUCCGCUGUGAGGAAACUUGAGAGUGCUCUACUAAAACUGUACUUGAUUAAUGCGGUCUCCAAUGGAAAAAUGGAUAAAGUUAAUGAGUUUUUCACAAGGAUGACUUGCGAAUUACAAGGACAACCAGAGUGGAAGGAGUGGUUCAUGCUACCUUUCUUCAAGAAUGCUGAGGACUCGCCGACGUUUGCUGUUCAUUUUACUCGCUCCUGGCAAGAUACUCUACUUGUUUCACUUCAUAACUUCUUGUCAAUAGUAUUUCAGAUGAUGCCAGUCCCAGUUUUGGUUAGCUACGAGGAAGAAGCAUUGCGCAUCAAACAACUUCAGGAUGAAAACGAGUAUUUGAAACAGCGGCUGGCAGCACUGCUGCAGACCAAGGAGCGGGUUGGCCUCCCAUCCGCCCCCGACGUGCCUGCAGCUCCUCACAUCAUGGAUGACUUCUACAGUAUAGCCCAGGAAUCUUCGGUACCAUUAAGUACGUUGAGUGGAAGCUGUAAUGAAAGUCACAGUAAAUCAUUGAAACAACUGAUUCGGACAAUCGGCGGUGGAAUACCUACAAGUCCAAUCAUGGGCCGGAAGCCCUGCCCUCCGUCCAUAGCUGGAAGUGAGCCAGCUAGUGGCAGAUGUGGCUCGAAGCAGCGGCUCAGCUCGACGCCCGGCAGCUGGAUGAAACCUGUGGCUGGCAGCGGCAAUAGCUCGGAUGGUAGCCAUAAUUCGUCAAAGAGAUCGGCGUCGUUGGAUGCUAGAUCUCGGGUUCGUGGCAGUGGAUCGGUUCGUGACAAUUCAUUGGAUAAUUUAGACAGGAGGCCUGUCAAACAGUCCAAUAGACAUGACAACUAUCUCCUUCUCAGCCAGGAGGAAAUGAAUGAGCACCACGCCCCUGUAACCCAAUGCAGGUUCAGUGCUUGUGGUUCCAUAGUGGCGAGCUCUGAUAAUGAUGGAGUCAUCAAAAUAUGGUCCCCUGCUCCUGCUCCAAAAAUGUUAUCCGUAUCAGUCCUGAAAUCUCCAGUCACAUCUUUAGCUUGGGUUACUAGGAAUGAGAGGUAUUUCCUUUCAGGUACUAAAAAUGGUAUUAUUCGCCUUCAUGAUUCCAAAGAAAGUAAAGUCAUUUGGGAUACUACCAAUGAUAAGACUUUCAUGAGAGAUGGCAGAAUUAUCAGUUUAUGCUGUAGCCCUUCGGAUUCUACCUUUGUGUGUGCCUGUGUCACCAAUCAGAACCAAGGGAAACUGGUUUUGUUCGACAUUAAGACGAGAAAGCCGGAGCGAACGCUGAGCCUGGGCUUGGGCGGGGUGAGCCUGGUGGCGAACUGCUGCACUUACAACCAUAACGGCCAGCUGCUGAUGGUUGGAUGCUCGGACGGGACGGUGCGCACAAUAGAUGUCAGGAACUCGGAGUGCAUCAACUCGUGGAGUGUGCACCUGGGCGCAGUGCAUGCGUUGCAGCUGACGCCUGAUCACAACUACUGCUACUCGCUGGGCGCCGACAACAAGCUGUGUCGUCACAGUUUGACGCAGUCCACGUCGACUGCGCCAGUGUGGGACGCCGUCCUCAAUGAGACACCCGUCACCCCCGCCGCCGCCAUCACCGGCCCACUCACGCAGAGCUUCUGUCUCGACCAGUCCGGCAACCACAUUCUCGUCUGCUCGUCGCACUCCACCGCUAACAUUCAUCAGAUAAGCAGUUUGGGAUUGAGCGGAGUGGUGCAGCUUGGAGGACAUUCGUCGCCGACUGUGGUGUGCGACUGGUCCAAUGGCAGUCAAUGUGGCACCUGUGUCACCGCCACGCUACAAGGCAACAUCACAGUGUCCACUCUUCUCAUGCCGUGACAAUUCGUGCUAAUAUAACGACACACCUCUCUGCUGGAGUCUACUAUUGCAGCCUUGAGUCUACUCCAUCUGCUCUCCACCUCAUCUUCCCCAUUCAAAGGAGCCUGUAGUUUCAUUUCGAUUUUCUCCUGAUACUGUCUUGCUAUAGCUUCAUCGUUCAGUAGCUCCCACUUUACUCUCUGAUAACUACUCCUUUUACCAUUUCUAUUUUUAGCAAAAGCUGUGUCUGCUACCAAUAAAUAGUGAUCUGUUGAGAGCUCUGCUCCUCUUAUUACUUUUACAUCGUUGAUUGAGCUCUUUAAUUCUUUUGGAACCAAGAAGUAGUCUAUAAGGCUGGAUCCCUGAGCUGACUUAAAGGUGAUUUUGUGAAUCCUCUUAUGGUUAUAGUAUGAGUUGGCUACUAUCAUGUUAUUCAGGGCGCAUAAAUCAAGUAUUCUCUCUCCAUUUGUAUUGACCUCGUCUUCUCCUCCAUAUGGUCCUAAAAUUCCUUUGUUUGUCUGGUUGUCUUGCCCAACUCUUCCAUUUAGGUCUCCCAUUAUUAUCACUCUUCUCCCUGCAGUUUCGUUAAUAUCAAUCUGUCUUUGCAGUUCAUCAUAAAAUUCUUCUUUUUCUACCAAGUGUGCAUCUUCUGUUGGUGCAUAUGCCUGAAUGAGAGUAAUUGAUACUUCCAGAUCGAAACAAAGUGUUAUCAAUCUCGAGCUAACUGCCUUCCAUGAUGUCACCUUUCUAUCCAUCUCUUCUGUGACAAUAAAACCCACACCUCCUUUUGCCCUGGCAUUCAUUGCCACACCAGAGUAUCUCAGUACAUAAUUUCCAUCCAUCACCUGAGUUCCAUUUCCCUUCUUCUUUACUUCACUCAUUCCUAGCAAGGACAUUUUGUACUUUUUCAUCUCUUCUAUCACCUCCACUUCCUUUCCAUUCAAUGUCUUAAUAUUCCAUGUCCCAAAUCUGAUUACAAAUCAAAUCAAUUACACCGAAAUCAAAAUUUUCAAUCACAAACAUGAACAAAGCUGCCAUGUACCGAUUUCUAUUUUGUCCUGCACAGGUGUCGGAGAAAACUGUGACGUGUUUGACAGUUUUAGGCAAUGUUUUAAACCAAUUCAGGACAGCUGAACCAAUUUCACUACUACCACGUUUCCCAUUGAUCUCCGUCUAAGCAAAACAGAAAGCAUUAUUGGGAGGCGCUGCUCAUAAACUGUCAAGUUAUAGGCGUUGAGCUUUCUGCUGUAAUAAAAUGGAGACUCAUUUGAGCAUGGUAUUUGUAAAACCUUUUGAAGAUCAAAUGAAGCACUGACAAAGGUCUUGUCCUCUGUUGUUUUUUUUUGUCAGCUUCUUUGCUGGCAUUGGCUUCAUUCCUUCUCACAAUGUGUUGCUCAUACUCAUCCCUUAAUUCAUCUUUUCCAUCUUUUGCUGUUUCAAAACGGCUGCAGAUGACACACCUGUCUUUUUUCGGGUGAUGAAAGUCUAAAUUAAACUCUGUACAAAAAUAUUUCUAUAAAAAUUUAUAGAAUCAUUAGGAAUAUCUAGGAAUAUUUUGAAGACCUUCCUCCUCACAUUUCAAUUUGAAUAGUUCAUACGAUUUCCCUAUUGACAACAGAGGAUCCAGAUAUUUUUUAGUACUGUUCUUCCUACAAUAAUGACUCUCUUUGGCUGGGAAAGAUUCAAUAUGUAGUUUUAUCUUGUCAAAAUAAAAUUUACUUGUCUUGUUUGGUGGAGUUUUAUGUCCCCUUGCAUCACUAGCACAAAAAUUUCCAGAACAUUCUGAUUUGUUUGCAAAUGUGGUUUUCAAAGGUCCAUUACUUAUAGAGAGUGUCUUCAGAAAAAAUGAUUUGCAUACCCUCACCUCAUCAGUUCCUUUGCGAAAAUAAUAGAAGCUCCAAUUCUUGUCGACCCCAAUUCCAGACCGUUUGCGUUUUCUUUCCACUUCACUGCGUUUUACAUAGGAUAGUAGAAUGUCUUUUUGUCUAACAUAGUCAGAUUUUGUGUAUUCUUGACAAAUUUUCAAUCUUGUCUCUUCAUCGAAGUUAUGAUUACAUUUGUAGACACAAUUGGAACAGUCCACAGGUUUUGGUAGUUUGGCUGCUAUCGGUUUUUUCUUCUUCGAUUCAUAAGGAAGACCUUCCUUUUUCAGUUUCUUGUUCCUGUUCACUCUCCUAUUAUCUGGUUGUGGGCGUUGCCAGCGAGUUCUUUUUUUAGGAAUUGUAUCAUCCUCUUCGUCAUUUGAAAGUUCAUUUUCAGUAGAAUGAGUAGAGUUAGGCCUACCUCCGGUAUGUGUAGAUGUGCUAGGAUCUGUUUCCUCAAAGAUCAUAAUAGGCCUAUUAGUCAGUACAACGUUUUCAUCAUCAGAACCUACAACUAAACAGGCAGGAUGAUAAUCAGGAUCUUUACAAUCAUCAUCAUAUUCACUUCCACUAGAGUUUUUAGCAUCAUCAGAAUGAAGAUCAUCUUUAUCAAUAAUAACUAUCUCACUACUACCUAACUUCAAUUUACAUCUAUUUACAUUUACAUCAUCAAAUUCUGUUGAACUAUUAUUGGAAGUUGAACUAUUUUUAUCAUAGAAGCUUGUAAUUUGUUCAGCAGUGUUAAUAUUAGUGAUAUCUUGAAUUAUUUCUUCUGUAAACACGUGUCCAUUAACCUCACCACUUGAAACUGGAGUACUGUAUUUGAAGAAUUGUUGCAUAGUCUCAUAAUUAAAUCACUUCUACUUUUCACAGGCUCCUUAAAUUCAUUUUUAUUCUUCGGUUUAUCUAUUUCUUCACUCACAAAUCACAAAAAUAGAAGAUAGACUCACUCCAGGCCAUCACUCAAUUAAAAGUUACGUUGAAAUCAACAAUCAUGACUGUUCAGAUGUGUUUGUGUAUAUCACACAUAACCAAGUCCAUCUGCUGACAAAUAUCCAAUCUGGAGCGCACAGCUGGGUAAAACUACCCAACGGCCUUUGGGUGGUUUUACCUCUGUAGAAAGUGUUAUUUAGGACUUGGGCGAAUGAAGUUUUCAUGAUUCCCAAUAAAAGCGCUAGUAGUAUCACUUGAGUAUCUUUACCAGUUAUAAAUAAUGUUGUUUUUAGUCAGUUGAGUACAAAACCUCGAUUUUGAAAAAAGUGGACUUGGGUAGUUUUACCACUAACGAUUUAUUUCCUGAAAAUAUUUAUUAUUGAAUUGUAAUGUAAAUGUUUAUUGAUGUAUUUUUUGAUGGAAAUAAAUUGAAUUGAAUUGAAUGUGCAGCAUUAGAGACGUGAAGAAUUUGUUUUUAUUCUGCCCAAAACAAUUGUCAGAAUAAAGGAUAACUUCUUUGCUUUGGCAGUGACUUUUAAUGUGCUUGAACUGACACGUUCCCAUUUUUAUCGGCUCCCCUCUGAGCAACAGUUUCGUCUCAAAAGUAGCAGUUUCCUUCUAUAGUCACAGCAUUGUACACUGAGAUUAUAACAAUUAAAGCAUUGAUGUCACCACAAGGAUAGUUUAAAACUACUUGCAAAUUGAAACAAAGGACGUCAAUGCCUUUAUUUUCUCUUCCUCUUUAAAUGUCUUUUUUCCUCACUUGAACUCACAUUUUCUUUAUUAUUUUGAUCAUAUGAGCUCCUCAACUCUUCUUUUCGUUGUGGAUCACUGUUCUUGAAGGAUUCACAUGUGUUGCACUGAUCCUUCUUAGGUUUGAACAGACCAAUGUUGAAUUCUGUGUUGAAAAUAGUGCAAUACAUUUGAAACUCUCCGCACUCUUUUCCUUCUUCUUCUUCACAUUUUUUUUAUUUAAUAUUUUAUUUUAUUUUUAUUUAAUAUUGAACGAGAGAUUCAAUUAUCAUACUUUUCAGACCGUAGAACACAAAUAGAAAUAUUAGGAAAAAUUUAUACUGUAUAAAGAUGAUUUUGAGAAAAAAAUGUUUGAACAGUAAUGGAAGGAAAUGUAAGUAAUGGCAAUAAUGUUAGGAAAAAAUCCUUUUUGAAGUAUGGGCUUAUAUUCCUUAUGAAUUCAAAUGAAUUAUGUUAUUGUGAACUCACAAAAAUCUCUGGCAUUUUAUAAUGAUAAUGCAAUAUUUUAUUCACAUAGAUCAGUAGGUUGGAUGUAAGAGGUUGUUGAAGUUGAAAAUUGAAUCUUCCAACACUAUCAGUAGCUCCUCUAUUCAUUUCUGCUUCGAAUGAUGCAGGUUCAUCUUCUGAUAUGUAAGGAAUACACUCAGGGUUGCAUUCACUAUCAUGGUUUGCUAUUGCAUAAUCUUCUAUUGGAGCCUGUAACAAUAAUAUGGGAAGGCGAUGUACCUCGGAAAAAUUUUUGAAAUAUGAUUUUUAUUUCAACCUGUGUUUGAUAAAAGUAACUUAUUCCAAUUGUUUUUCAAACCCCAAUUUUUAGGCAACAUAUUAUUAUCAUGAAAACAUUCAAAAUAUGUUUCUAUAUGAGGAAGAAUAAACUAUUUUCUACAGCUGUGCAAUGCAUCCCAAGGUACAACACCAAGUUUGUGUAGUAAAACUUGGUGUUGUACCUUGGGACUAAGUGGAAGGUUAGGAAAAAUGAAUUCGAUUUUAUUAAGAUAUAAAACAAAGAAAGUACCGGGUGAUUACAAAUGAAAUAGACAUUUUGAAUAGCUUGUAGAGAAUUUAUUAUUUAAAAGUUUAGAUCAUUACUUACAUGAUUACAUAGAAGAAUUCUUGAAGUUUUUAUUGAAAAUUUACAGAUGUUCAAUGUGUGCACCAUUUGCAACAUGACAGAUAUCAACAUGGUAGUCAAAUUCUGACCACACACGACUAAGCAUCUCACGGUUAACUGUAGCAAGAGCAUUUGUGAUUCGUUGUUUAAGAUCAUCGAUAUCAACAGGAAGCGGUGGUACGAAAACUCUGUCUUUUACAUAGCCCCACAAGAAAAAGUCGCAGGGCGUUAGGUCCGGACUACGAGGUGGCCACGGCUGAAACACAACGUUUUCCUCACUUGCACGGCCGAUCCAUCGUCUAGGAAGAUGUUCAUCCAGAUACCCUCUGACGUCUGAGUACCAGUGAGGCGGAGCUCCAUCUUGUACAAAAAUGAAGUUACAACUAUCUUCAUGGAGUCAAGGCAUUAACCAUUUGGUUAACAUGUCCAGAUAAAUUCUUCCGGUUACUGAUGGUUCUUGGAAGAAGAAAGGCCCGUAAACCUUUUCACAAGAUAAAGCGCAAAACACGUUCACUUUAGGAGAAUCAUGUAUAUGCUGUACAGUCUCUCUUGGGUUUUCUGUUCCCCAUACUCGUACAUUAUGUCUGUUAACUUUUCCACUAAUGUGAAAAGUGCAUUCAUCACUGAAAAUUAGGUGAUUAAACAAUGUGUUGUCAUUUUCAAGACAAUGUUGCAUCUCUUGACAA